This is a messenger RNA of Macadamia integrifolia, 3774 nucleotides long. RefSeq lists its product as uncharacterized. Lineage: Eukaryota; Viridiplantae; Streptophyta; Magnoliopsida; Proteales; Proteaceae. The record is from RefSeq and is a predicted model, not a curated record. Bases 577 to 3603 code for a protein of 1008 amino acids. The transcript is spliced from 5 exons.
GUUUUCCCCGCGCAUCGGUCACGUUUGUGUCUCAGGUUAUCUGGUUUUUGAAAGUUCAAAAAACUCUCUCUCUUUGUCUCUCUCUACUGUAAUAAAGGAAAGCUUUGAAACCUGAAAGAUAUGGGUCGAGGUCUCCAAGGAGAAACAUUAAUGUCCGCCGUUGUGUGUUACCGUUUAAAAAAGAAGGAAACUAGAGCGAAUCGAACAUUGACGAUGGAGCCAUUGCUUCAACUAACUUUCACCUCUUCUUGCCAUUUUUGGACAUUCAUUCUUCAAUUUCUUGCGUUCUUGUCCAUUCAUUUCUCUGCAACACGAUUCGGUUUCCGACUUGUGUGUUUCUAAGAUCAGAGAUUCACCAGGGCAGCUGUUUUUUUUAAUAUUUUUUUAUUUAUAGAUUUUACUCUUUUUUUUCACGUUUACAAUAAGAUGUAAAAGAAGAUAAAAAGAUGGGUUUCCGAUCAUGAUUUUUCUCGGAUUCUUCCGUGGUCUUCACGACACAUCGUCGUCUUCCUUUUCCGAGAUUUACGAUCUAGAUUCUUGUUCAAAGAUCGAGAAUUUAGUCUUUUAUACCUGAGUAUGGAGAGGGUUCAGAAGUGGCAUGGUCGGGAAAGACCCUCCCAUGGAGACGCAGCAAAGAUCAGAAACCUCUCUCAUAAGAAAUUGGGCGUUCCUCUUGUUUUGGCGGGAAGUGUUCUUUCAGAAGGAGAUUGGCAGAGCAGGAAAUCAGUAGACUCCUUAAACGAUACGUGUUUUUCUAGUUCUUGUAGUAGUGGUUCUGGAGAUGAAAAUUCAUUUAUGUAUGAUUUGAGGAGAAGUUCUUCAAAACAAGCCAGUGGGACUCCGACAAAGAAGCUAUUAGCGGAAGAAUCGUCAAAAGAUAUGGAAUCCAAGCGCCGUCCUCCAAGUGUUAUUGCAAGAUUGAUGGGUCUUGAUGCCCUGCCACCUCAGCAGCCUGUCCAUAAGCAACCAAAAAUCUUCUCAGAAAACUACCUCCAGAAAACUGCAUCUAUAGAGAAUAAGCCAUCAUAUGAGUCCCGUUCCUUGAGAAGGAAGCAAAAUAAGGAGCAUAUAGAAUUCAAGGAUGUCUUUGAAGUCCUGGAAACAUCAAAGACAGAGGAGCAGAGUCAGCCAUCAGUUCAGAAAGGUUUAGCAAAUGCUAAACCUAGAGAAGCAAAGAUGGCAUUCAUAAAGCAGAAAUUCAUGGAUGCAAAACGUCUAUCCACUGAUGAGGAGCUUCGACAAUCAAAGGAAUUCCAUGAUGCACUAAAUGUGUUAGACUCCAAUAAGGAUCUCUUACUAAAAUUUCUUCAAGAACCAGAUUCUCUGUUCACAAAACAUAUCUGUGAUCUCCAUAAGGACCCACCCCCACAUCAAUUUGGUCACGGAAGUGUCUCAAAAUCAGCAAAUGCUUCAAAGCAUGCACACACUGACAUAUGCUGGAAAGCCGAGCGUAAAACUGACCAGUGGGAAGCCAUGAACUCAUUUCAGAAAGAGUUUUGCCAUGGUAGAGAUGGUUCCUACAAUUUGUCUAAAAACAUUAAAUCUCGAUCUGAAGAGAAGAAUGAGGACUGUGGUAUUCCUAAUCCUACCAGGAUUGUUGUUUUGAAACCCAACACUGGAAAGGCACAGAUUGCGUCAAGAUCUGCCAAUGCAUCAAGAUCUGCCUCGUCAAGUUCUUCCAUAAGCUUCCAGUCGGGAUGCAGGAUACAUGGUGAAUCUCAAAGUUGUGAGAACCAUCAGUUAUUUGCAGAGGUGUGGAAUAGGAAAAAUUCAUCAAACAAUAUGAGGCAUAGAUCUAAAAGUUCCAAAGAAAUCUCAAAGGAGAUCACUAGACAAAUGAGACAAGGUGAAAGCAAUAGUUCUGUAAGGGUGUCCAGCUUAGGGCCUAGAAGUUAUGCUGGGGAUGAGAGCUCAUACAGUGUGGCGGGGAUGGAUUCUGCAAAUGAAUUGGAGGCUGUGCCACCAACUUCUAGACAUAUUCUUGACCAGAAGAACAAGUACAGCCCAUCAACUUCAUGUUCAACUGAGUCAUCUGUACACAUGGAGGCAAAGAAACAACUCUCAGAAAGGUGGAAGAUGACUAGCAGGUUUCAAGAAGUGGGAUUGGUUGGUAAAGGCAGCAGCCGCAGCACGCUUGGUGAGAUGCUUGCUAUGCCUGAUAGAGAAAUCCAGACAUUCAACUUGGGAUCAUGUGAUGGCUUGACAAAAAAUGAUGGAAUGGCAAGGUGGGGAAGCCCUAUUGGUAUUAGCAGUAGAGAUGGUUGGAAAGACGGCUAUUCUAGAGAUCCACGGGGGUCUAAAUCUGUUCCAGAGUUGUCUUUUGUAUUUGGAAGUCCAAAAUCAGGCAUUGGCCAUGGAGCUAUACGAGAUGACAGGUGUUUGAUGUCAAAAAAUAUCAAUCAGGGAUCGUAUAGGUCAAGAGUCAGAAAUUCCAACCACACAGAAGAUUCCUUUCUCAGGAACAUAAGAUCCAAGAAUGAAAAAUAUUGCUCUUCUUUUAGCACAAACAGGGAAAAUAAUCAUGUUGAACAGGCAACUCAUCUGAGCCUGUACAAACCGAAAGGGAAUCUAGUAGAGAGGGAUCAAGCUGAUCAAAAACUUAUUAUUCCUGAACCACUCUCUUGUGAUGUGGCGGACAAGAGGUCGAUUGUUGAGGAAGUUCUUAAAACUCGGGAUACGAACAGGCUAACUGAAACUCCUGAAGAGAAAAUGCCUGAAUCAACAGCUUGCAUCAUGCUAGAUACCGUUGGAGACUCCAUUCACGACACUAAUGAAUCAAUUCUAAAGGAUUCACCAGAUCAGUCCACUGAGGAAGGUUCGCUGUCUGCAAACUGUUCUUUACCUGAACCAGAAUCUCCAGGAAGUUUCAAGGAGGUUGAUCAACCUAGUCCAGUUUCAGUUCUAGAGCCAUUUGUGGAAGACAUGUCAUCGGGUUCUGAGUGCUUCGAGAGGGUUAGUGCUGAUCUAAAUGGUCUUCGGACGCAGCUUCAACUUCUCAAGUCGGAGACCUCAGACCCAUACGGAGAUGAAUUUGGAAUGAAUGUCUCAAGUGAUGAAGAGACAUGGGAAGAAUCUGUAAAUCAUUUAGAAGAGAAAGGCAAAAAUUUGGGCAUAUUGAGGACUGGGGGGAAUAGAGACUUCUCCUAUGUUAUUGAUGUGUUUGUUGACACGGGUUUCGAUGGUGUGCAUCAGGAAAUUGUUUUGGCAGCGUGGCACUCGCUGGAAUGCCCUAUAGGCCUUGAGAUGUUUGAGAAGCUUGAGAAGAAGUAUGGGGAGCAAUUGACAUGGCCAAGGUCAGAAAGGAGGUUGUUAUUUGAUCGUAUAAACCAUGGGUUGAUGGAUAUUUUUUGGCCAUGCAUGGACCCGCACCCUUGGGUGAAGCCAGCGAUGAGAAGAUUAUCUACUCCUUGUGGAGAGCAUCUUGUGGAAGAGCUUUGGAAAUUGCUGGUGGACCGGGGGCAAAAAGGAAGUAAUGAGGCAUCAGAGAAGGGUUUGGAGAGGGAGAUGAGGUGGUUGGAGCUAGGGGAUGAAAUUGAUAUAGUUGGCAAGGAAAUAGAGAAAUUGUUACUUGAUGAGCUGAUAGAGGAGGUGAUUAGCAUGUAAAGAGUUGUUACCACAUAUGGUUCUGUCUUAUCUUUCCUCUUUCUCUUUUCUAAUUUUGUAGGUGGAUACGGAUACAUACUUAUAUUGAAAUGAGUGUAAAAGAUGAUAAAUUCAAUCUUCCAUUUUGAAAGGAAAUUUAAUGGAACAGUAAUAUGAGUAUUCCUUACUAGA